AAUUUUCUUUCAGGAUACACAUGUUCAUCACGAGUGCGCAUGUACGAGGUCAUUGUUAAAUUGUUAAAACACAAUCUAAAAAAGCAGCAUAAUAUCAUGUAUUGAAACAUUUAGAUAAAGUGUAAAAUAAAUUAGUGAUCAGAGAAAUUGCCUUUUAUUGAAGAAGCUACAUAUACACAUUUUAAGCCAUGUACCUGGGAUUAUUAAGGAUUAUCAGACGGCUUGAUUCUAAAAUGUUACACGUCCUUGUAACAAACAAAAGGAUCGUCACGGGAACAAUAAUGAUAACAGUACUGUCAUUCGGCACAAUAUGUUACAAUUUACAACUUCAACAUUUCAAGGAAAAAGACAAUGCUUCGAAAAAACAGCGUUCUGGACAAAUCAUUGUUAAUGAAACAAUUAGCAAUUCAUCAUUAAAUCCUACUAUUGACGACUACCAGCAAGCGGCCAAAAUAGUGCAAGAAACGUUUGAUACUUUACAGAAUCCAAAUGAUUGCAACACCACAAAAAGCGUAUUAUGUGAAAUUCCAUCAAACGGGUUCGGCCAUCAAGUCCAUCUAUUGACAAUUUGUUUUACGGUGGGUUUUAUGACAAGACGGACAGUAAUUAUCAAGACCGGCGGAGAACAUAUCUCGAUUGCAGUAUGGGGUAAUUUGACAUUACCUUUGGGCAAAAUAUGCUUCUUUCACAAGGAAUUACCUGUCGAAGUUAACAGUUUAUUUGGAACAGAAGAUAUUCAAGUAAUAAAGGCGAAUUUUCAAACAAACUACUUUGACCUACAUAGAACGCUACCCUCAUAUAUAUCACACAUAAUCAAUCAUUUUCAUUCGAAUCCGUCUCUUUGGUGGGCUGGACAGGUAGCAAAAUUUAUACUGAGACCUAACAAAUCAUUUGAGAUUCUUAUCGAGAAGAGAAAAAAAGAACUUGGAUUUUAUUUCAAAACAAUAGGGAUCUACAUAGAGACAAAAAGCAAAGAAGCUCAAACAAGACAGUACAAUCUUACCAAUUAUAAGAAAUUUGCAGAAGAAUGGUACAGGUUAUACGAACGUAAAACAGGAUUUAGAAACUCAAAAAGAAGGAUUUUCAUAGCUUCUGAUGAGCAUUUAGUGUUGACCGAGGCUACCAAAAUAUUUUCCAACUACAGUAUAUUGUUCAAUACCAAUGUAAAUCAUAGCUAUGCUCUACGUUCAUCACUGGCUGGUGAUAUUAUGCUUGACACCUAUAUGUUAUCGAUGUGUGACUAUCUGAUCUGCACGAUGUCUUCAGAUAUUUGCAGACUUGCGUUUGAGCUUUUGCAGUCACAACAUUUGGAUGGUUCAAAACUCGCUUUAUCUUUAGACUGUCCAUAUUUUAUUGAUAAUUUAUACAGAGAUAGAUGUAAAUUAAUGCCAACUAGAGCAGAUACUUUUCAAAACGUUAUUAAAAAUAUCAUUUGAACAAUAAAAUACAUAUACAC
This is a messenger RNA of Ruditapes philippinarum (Manila clam), 1456 nucleotides long. Its product is annotated as alpha-(1,6)-fucosyltransferase-like. The coding region runs from base 189 to 1436 and encodes 415 amino acids. The record is from RefSeq and is a predicted model, not a curated record. Gene Ontology annotation, molecular function: alpha-(1->6)-fucosyltransferase activity. NCBI's taxonomy places the organism in Eukaryota, Metazoa, Mollusca, Bivalvia, Venerida, Veneridae. The transcript has 9 exons. Gene Ontology annotation, biological process: protein N-linked glycosylation.